This is a messenger RNA of Alternaria burnsii, 1359 nucleotides long. RefSeq lists its product as uncharacterized. The transcript has a single exon. The record is from RefSeq and is a predicted model, not a curated record. Gene Ontology annotation, biological process: DNA-templated transcription. Gene Ontology annotation, molecular function: zinc ion binding; DNA binding. NCBI's taxonomy places the organism in Eukaryota, Fungi, Ascomycota, Dothideomycetes, Pleosporales, Pleosporaceae. The coding region runs from base 1 to 1359 and encodes 452 amino acids.
AUGAGCGAGCAUUCUGUCGCGCCUGUUCCGAGUCCUACUUCGUCCGUCGCUGUCCAGCAAGGCGCAUUUCGCACUGACACCGUUUGUUCGCGAGCGCUUUUACGAGCUAUGGUGGACGACUAUCUUCUGUAUAUCUACCCAUUAAUCCCCGUGGUUCACCGACCAUCGUUCUGCUUCGCUCUGAACGAGGAUCGUGAUAACUAUGACGACGACUUCUUAGGCCUUCUCAUCGCUAUAUGCGCAAUCGUAGUUGCGUUGCUGCCGAGUAAAUAUGAGAGCUAUCGUAGGCUCGACUUAUCCAUGGCUCUCUCACGUGCCGUGGUACUCGAUCGCUGUCACAGCUUCCUCAUCGCUUUGCGUACGCCCGACUUUUUCGAGAAAAUCGGCUUUAGCAAAUGGGCAGCAUCGUAUCUGAUGGCUAUCGCCUUUUUCCAGGUCGGGAAGCCUAAUCAUGCUCGUAUGAUCGAGGUGGAGAGCAUGCAGCUCGGACGACUGCUUGAACUUCACCGCGUUGAUAGAUAUGAGGAACUGGACUGUAUCGAGAAACAGCUGCGGAGAAAGGGCUUUUGGCUUCUAUUCUACGGUUACGUACAUUCAGAGGUACAGAAUUUUCGUAAAGAGAAACUCUCUUUCUUGGAUCAUGCUACCAUGGCGACGACGAACCUCAAGGCGCUCAUGCCUGUCGAAGUCGAAGAUGAGUAUAUCUCCAAGCAUGAGACCAUCUCUUCGUCUACGUCGGACGUGAGCAUGACUACGGGCUUCAUCAUCCACUCUCGCCUGUUUUGGCAAGCUAUCGAGAACCCAUGCGGCAAUGAAAGGGGUGAAUGUUUGUGCUGUCGCGACCACUCACCUGCAGCGCAAGUGGCACAUCUUGAACGGCGCUUGCAAGAUCUGAAAUAUGCCCUGGACGAUGCUCCUAGGCCCUUUCGACAAUACGCAUUGUCCGAUUUCGACUCCGCUUCACAUAGCCUUUCAGCCUCUCAGCUGGGCACGCUGCGCGCUAAUAUUCAUGUUACACACCUCUGGCUUCAAAGCAUGUUACUGGACCAGUUGGAUCUACUGACUUCGCCUGAGCAGCACUGGCACGAGCGCGAGGAUAUAUCCACUCAGCUCCUCCACGUACUUCACAAUACCCCGCAAGCAGACAUUGAGCCAAAUGGUCUCCACCUUGUCUACAAGGUGCGCGAUGUGGCAGUCGGACUACUCGCGUGCCCCUACGAACCACCUGAUCCUUCGGCAAAACGAGCCCAGGAGUAUGUUAAGGCAUUUACUGACAUCAUGGCUCGCCUAGAUGCAAGCGAGACGAUCAAUACGGCUAAUCUUCAAAGUUGGAUUGAUACAGGACGUCAGAGUGUUUGA